AUGCCCAUCUCACUUCAACCGGCAAACACUAAGAGCAAACGCGAUUCCAAGUCCAACAAGCUCUAUCGAAGGUUCCGAUCGGUUUUCCGAUCUCUUCCCAUCAUCGCGCCGUCAUGCAAGAUGCCAACAGUCAUGAGAAGCCGUGGCAGCGAGGUGCACAUCCAUGGUGGCACAAGGAUCACCGGAACCCUAUUCGGGCACCGGAAAGCCAGGGUAAACCUUGCAUUCCAAACAAACCCCAAUUGCCAACCGUUCCUGCUCUUGGAGCUGGCUAUCCCCACAGGGAAAGUGCUCCAAGAAAUGGAAAUGGGGCUAAAUAGGAUAGCGUUAGAGUGUGAGAAACAUUCUCACAACAACGAGAAGAUUAAGAUCAUCGAUGAACCCAUUUGGACAUUGUUUUGCAAUGGGAAGAAAACGGGUUAUGGGGUGAAGAGAGAGCCUACAGAUGAUGACUUGAACGUGAUGCAAUUGUUGCAUGCAGUGUCUGUGGCUGUUGGUGUUCUUCCCAAUGAGAUUGCAGAUCCUCAUGAUGGUGAACUCUUAUACAUGAGGGCACAUUUUGAACGAGUGAUUGGGUCUAAAGACUCUGAGACUUAUUACAUGAUGAUGCCUGAUGGAAAUAAUAACGGGCCUGAACUUAGUCUGUUCUUCGUUAGGGUUUAA
Molecule: messenger RNA, 663 nt
Organism: Vigna angularis (adzuki bean)
Lineage: Eukaryota; Viridiplantae; Streptophyta; Magnoliopsida; Fabales; Fabaceae
Product: protein MIZU-KUSSEI 1
Exons: 1
Coding region: 1-663 (220 amino acids)
Biological process (GO): hydrotropism
Source: RefSeq, a predicted model, not a curated record